UCAAUCGUUCAAACCCAAAUGAGCAAUGGAAGAAAACCCAACCGCUGUAUUAACCAUCUCCAGCCUCAUCAAGUCCGGCCGCCCCUUCACCGCCGCCUCAUCUCUUGUUCCUAGCCGCCCCAUCGACCUUCGCAGCCGAAACCCCUGCUCUCGGGAACCCAUCCACCAAAACCCUAACUUACAAACCCUUAAACCCUUGAAACACUCCGCACUCCUUAUCGGAACUGUCAACCUACCCUCUUCGCCCAAUCUGCUUCAAAAUUGCAAUUGCUUUCAGUUUUCCGACGACGAUUCCACCGCCAUCUGCUGUGAAAUUUUGAAUUUCGACCCCAAAAUGAUUGGUCAAAAGAUCCGAAUUUUCGCUUGGAAUUUCAUUCCCUUCGUGCGUGGGAGAGGUGGUUUUCUAGAGAUAAUACAGUGGGGUUUCUUCCAACCUUGCGGUGGGAGUCGGUGCAGUUUGUCGGAUUUUAGUUGUUUUUGCUUGAGUUUAGGUGACUGUGAUCUCGGAGAUAGAUUCACGGCCCGCAGGUUGAUUUUCGGUUUGAUAACGUCGAUAAGCCCUGUAGCCAGUGUGCCCUGGGCGGGCAGGGGAGGCGAUUUGGGGGGCGUUGAUGGAUUUCUUGUACAUAUUCUUGUCUGCCAAUGCAAAUAUUGUGCUUCAAAACACCUGGUUUCAGAAUUGAGUGGUUUGUGUAGGAGAAAUGUCGAAGAUCAUCGUUUUGCUCAGAGCACAAUAGUGUACUUCUGUGGAGUGACGUCUUCGUGGCAUCCUGCGAUCUCGCGAUUAAUUGGUGAUGUAGUUUUAGUUAUGGGGUUCAAAAAGAAGUUGGUUUAUUUGAGGAAGGAGGAGUCUCAGCUGAUGUAUCUGGCGACGGAUAGUGUAUCAUUGCACGUUGCUAAGUUCCCGAAGGAACUAAGCGGAACUCGAAAUGCUGAUAUAAGAGGGAAAGGGGAGUGUGGUAGCUACACUGGAGUCAUUACUGGCAUUUACAUGGAUGGGCUGAUUAUUGAGUUGGAUCAAGAUGUGAUACUAUUGUUAACUGACAAGUACCUUGCUUUUCCACACUAUGUCAGAGUUGGGGUGCUUGUUACUCUGAUGAAUGUUCAUUUUGUGGACCCACAUUUUCCUUGGGGAAAAAUGAUGAUACUUGGUGCUUGCACUAGGACUACCAUACACGUGGAGUCAUUCUCUCCACUGGAGUCAUGCACAAUUUAUUGCAGGUCUCAUUUGAAACAACAAUCUCCAAGUCUUCUUCAAAAGUUCAUUAAUUCUUUGCCAUAUGCUGCCAGAUUGUGGGCAUUGCUUGUUGUCUCGUGUUUCCAGAAAAUGUUUGCUGGGACUUUGUCUGUGAAGGAUAUCUUAGGAUCACAACAUGAGGAAGGUUUGGCUCAAAAGUAUGCUAGUUCACAUUUUCCGUCAUCAGCUUUUCAGGCUCGGCAUGGAGUCUUGCUGGAGUUCUGUAGGCAUGACUUAUGUUCUGGUGGCAAGGAAGUAGAUUGUUGUCAUUUGAGACUGGUGCUUCCUGUUGCUAAUUUAGUUAGUUAUUGUGAGGCUGCGUGGAAAAAAGUCUUGAAUUCGGAGGAGAACUGUCUUGAUUUUAUGGGUGGGAUCAAUCAGAAAGGCCUUCUACGUUGCGGUGGGAGAUCUUAUGAGCAAUCAAUCAGAAGAGUAUUGCGCUCGGAAGAAAUUGGGGUUGUUGUACUGGGAACUUUAAAGAUUUCAUCUUCUUCUGGAAGACUUCAGCUUGUUGAUGCAACUGGCAGUGUUGAUAUCAUGCUUAACCUUCCAGAAACAUGGGACUUUAAGAGGAUUUUUGAGACGAAGGACUUCAGGCUCAUAAUGGAAAGCACAUGCCCUGAACUCGUAGACUUAAAUCCAACCAUAUAUCAGCCUAUAUCUUGCCGAAGUAUCUUCAGUAAUGCUUUACCAUCAAGAAAAUUGAACAUACCAAUUUAUCUUUACCAUUGUCCAAGUGAUGAGGAUUCUAGAAGUCGUUCUUUGUUCUUUGAUUGGAAAAGGAAUUUUCAGGAUCUUAAUAGUGGGAAAUAUCAUCUGCUUUGGUUAAUACAUAAGUUUCCCAUUCAACAAAAGUUUCUAGGAGACAUAGCAAAGAGGCCCAACAUGUUUGCGGAGGCCAUAGUCUUACCUUGGGAUUUGCUUGUUGCUGGGAAAUACAGUGAUCCAACGACGACUAGAAGUUUUUCAGGCCAUUGGCAGGAUUCUUUCAAAAACAUUGCCCCAGCUAAGGAGCACCCUAAUCUUAAGAGAUGUAAAAGUGAGCAUACUUCAUUUCAGGUUUACAGUUGCUGUAUGGAUAGCACUGGAAGUGGUUUAGAAAGCAGAUGUUGUUCAAAUAAUGGGAUAGAACUGUCAUGUCAAAAUACUGAUGAAGGAGGAAACAAUCAUUGGAUGGGAAUGCUGCAUUGUGCCGGUGAUCGUGGUGAGGUUGUUUCUAGCUGCAAACCACCAGUGAGGAAGGUUUUAUUGGAACUCGGCUCUGAUUACUUUUCCAAGUACGAACUACUCAAAAUUGGUUGCUGUUAUCUUGUUAAACACGAGGAGGGAGAUAUGUUAUGCUGUAAAGAAGAAACAUAUCAAGUCAGUCGUGCUAAAGUGUUCAUUGGUUCUGGAACCUUUUUUCGGAGUCUUACAUUGUCAUCUAUCCAGGGUCUGCGAAGUGCUGAUCUACCUGAUAGACUUCCAUAUUGCAAUUUACGUGUUAGUGAUGAUGAGCUAACCAAAGGUUUCUGUAAAUUUGAAAUUCCAUGUCUGAUUGGCAAUAGCACGGGCUGUGAGAGUUAUUCAGACAUUGACAUAUUUGUUCCCUCCAGUGCUGUAAAUUUAUUGGAGAAUUUUAUGAAGAUGAUGGAUUGUAUUUCUAACGAGCCUAGGCGUUCUUUUGAGGGGGAAUCUAGCAUCAAUGAUCAUAAUGGGUCAAUGAUAAAUUCAUCCAUGCAGUCUUUGGGAACUUCAUGUUCUGACUACCCUUUACCUCGAGGGAACCUAAUAACUUUGCGUGGCCUUGUAGUGGCUUUUCAUGAUUGCCAUGGUGUUGAUUUUCUUGCACAACCUGGGAGGUGUCCUGGUCAAGGUUCAAAACUAAUGUUUCUUCGAGAAAAAACUGGCGUCUGUGUCCAUGUUUUGUUGGACAAUCAUACUGCUAGUAUCUUCUGUGAUAGAAGCAAAGAUAAUUGUCCUAUUGGGUUAGGAAGAGAUGUUUAUGCAACCUUUUACCGAGUCCUUGUACUUAGUGAGCUGGACAAGUAUAUGAUGACAGCUGUAUCUUUCAUCACUGUCGACCAUGCAAGCUUGAUGAGAGAGCACCACAAUCAUGACUUUAGUGAUACAUCCAGAACAGUAGACUCACAUGUUGUUGCAUCUCAUGAUACUGUUUCUAUAGUAUUGAUAUCCGAUGCACUGCAUUUAUCAGAGCUUAGGCCAAUGCGAUUCCGUUGCAAGGUUGUUACUAUGUAUAUCCUUGUGCUAGAAAAAGCUGGAAGUACUGGGAUUUUUCUGCCCUGUGUUCAGCCCAUACGCUCUGGUUUUGGAAUUCCAUUAACUGGUUUUAUCAUAGAUGACGGUUCAUCCUCCUGUUGUUGUUGGACGGACUCUGAGAUUGCUGCAACCGUUCUCGGUUUAGAUUUGGAGGAGUAUUCACUCAAAGAUACUUUAAUGGGAUAUAAGGCUGGUAAAGGGAAGCGACACAUCUCCACUGUUAGCCGCCUUAACCAAGCAUUAGAGCGACAUGGCAGAAUUUCGGUGAAAAAUUGUAGCUCCCUGUUCGAUUCCUCAUGCCAGGAUUUUGUUGUUGAGUCAAAGAGAUCACUUAGCAGUUCUGAUGAGGAUAUCCUUCAAAGCUUAAUUACCAAAGCUCUUCUCACCACGUCUUGGAGAGUCGAUGCAAGCUUUAUGGAUCCGGAAAAAACAGCCUGGUUGGAGGAAUGCCUUUCCAAGCUAAAUGUCGAUGUUCCUCCAUUGCUAAAUAUCUGGGCGACGCGUGUUUGUCGAACAGACACGCUCGCAGAAGCUAGGAGCAUAAUUCAAGAACUUAUAUAGUUGUACGUUGCUUCUAAUAUCUCACCUCUGUUCUACAUUGAUGAUUUUGGUAAUGCUUUGUAGUAUGUAUGUAUGUAGUUACGCACAUUCAUGUAUAGAUCUGAACUUGAAUAAUUAUUUCACAAAAUUUAUUUGAUGGAUAAAUGAAAUACUCAAUUUUCUCUCUUUA
This is a messenger RNA of Salvia hispanica, 4226 nucleotides long. It is a transcript of the gene CTC1, whose product is annotated as conserved telomere maintenance component 1. The record is from RefSeq and is a predicted model, not a curated record. Gene Ontology annotation, molecular function: single-stranded DNA binding; telomeric repeat DNA binding. Gene Ontology annotation, biological process: positive regulation of DNA replication; telomere maintenance via telomere lengthening. Lineage: Eukaryota; Viridiplantae; Streptophyta; Magnoliopsida; Lamiales; Lamiaceae. Gene Ontology annotation, cellular component: CST complex.